AUGUCGUCUCGGCCACGCUUAAUCUCGCUAGACGCGUUUGCCAAAACCGUCGAGGACGCCCGGGUGAAAACAGCCUCGGGCGGCAUGAUCACGUUGGUUUGUGUGGUGAUUGUGCUUUUCCUUAUAAGAAACGAGUACUCUGAGUAUACGCUGAUGGUGGUGAGACCAGAGUUGGUGGUGGACAGGGAUGUGAACAGACAGCUUGAUAUCAACUUGGACAUUACGUUCCCGAAUGUGCCUUGUGGCGUGCUUACGUUGGACAUUUUGGAUAACCUGGGCGACUUGCACUUGGACGUGCUCCAGUCUGGGUUUGACAUUUAUCGGGUGCUCCAGCUGGGCCAGGAAGUGAAGGACGAUAUGCCUAUUAUGUCGGGCGUGGAGAAGUGGGAGGAGACGCUUGUGGGGUUGACGGAUGACGAGAAGGCCCGGGGCGUGGAGUGUGGCUCGUGUUAUGGUGCUGUGGAUCAGGCUGAGUCGAAACACUGCUGCAAUUCGUGUGCUGCCGUUAGACUCGCUUAUGCUGUGAAGGAGUGGGCGUUCUAUGAUGGGGAGAAUAUUGACCAGUGUGAAAGAGAAGGGUACGUUCAGACCAUGAAGAGGAGAAUUAACGAUAACGAGGGAUGCCGUGUGAAGGGCCUGGCUAAGAUCAACAGAAUCUCGGGUAAUUUGCAUUUUGCUCCGGGAAUCCAGAUCUCUAGACAAGGAAGACACUCUCAUGAUAUGUCGUUGUGGAGAAAGUACGCUGAUAAGUUCAACAUUGACCAUAAAAUCAACCACUUUUCGUUUGGCAAGGACCCAUCUGCUUCGUUGAGACUCGCCCAUCCUUCCGAAGAUAACCAGGCGCCUUCUAUUGCUCCUUUGGACGGCUUCGUGUUUAAUCAGGCUAAAAAAGAACAUGUGGCUCUGUACUUCUUAUCUGUGGUUUCCACCAGAUUUGAAUACUUGGAAGGCAAACAAGCACCUGAAGAAACCAACCAGUUUUCUGUCAUCACUCACGAUAGACCAGUGAUUGGCGGCAGAGACGACGACCACCAAAACACCUUGCAUGCCCGUGGAGGCGUUCCAGGAACGUUCUUCCACUUUGAUAUCUCGCCAAUGAAGAUCAUCAACAGACAAGAAUACGCCAAGACGUGGUCAGGCUUUGUUUUGGGUGUCAUCAGUUCGAUUGCCGGUGUUUUGACCGUUGGUGCUGUGCUCGAUCGGUCCGUCUGGGCAGCAGAACAAGCACUCAAAGGUAAAAAAGACACGUAG
Candidozyma haemuli is the source of this 1251-nucleotide messenger RNA. RefSeq names its product Erv46p (gene ERV46). Lineage: Eukaryota; Fungi; Ascomycota; Pichiomycetes; Serinales; Metschnikowiaceae. Gene Ontology annotation, biological process: endoplasmic reticulum to Golgi vesicle-mediated transport; retrograde vesicle-mediated transport, Golgi to endoplasmic reticulum. The coding region runs from base 1 to 1251 and encodes 416 amino acids. Gene Ontology annotation, cellular component: COPII-coated ER to Golgi transport vesicle; Golgi membrane; endoplasmic reticulum. The transcript has a single exon. The record is from RefSeq and is a predicted model, not a curated record.